CGGGGUGUCUCCUGAAGUUGCCUAACUAAAAGUCAGAGCCUCCGUCACAGAGAGUCAAGAACAUAGAGCCUGAGUCACGUAAACUUGCUGUGGCCACGAUAAAGAUAUAUCUCCAGCAAUGGCAGCAGCCCAAGACCCCCAGACGUAAAUCAGAUCCAAACUGGAGAGAGAGGCAGGCACGCAAGAGGGGACGCGGGCACCGCACAGCCCCCCCGAAGCCAUGUACAGGAGCAGCUUCCUCCACGAGGUCCGCAAGAAGUACGAGCGCUCGGACGCCUACGAUGAGCUGCGGGGCUUCCCCGAAUUCGACAGCUUGGCCCAGGCCCAGGGCCUGGAGAACCUGCAGGAGCUCAACGAGCGCUUCGCCAGCUACAUCAACCGGGCUCGCGUGCUGGAGCAGCGCAACGCCAUCCUGCGCAAGCAGCUGGAGACCUUCCAGUGCAUGGACGAGCUGGUGGGCUUGGACGAGGCCUUUGCCGGGCAGAACGAGUUCAACCGCCAGCGAAUGCGGGAGCUGGCGUCCGACCGAGCCAAGCUGGAGCGGGAGGAGAAGGAUGCCCAGCGCAUGCUCGAUGAGUACCGCAACAAGUACAGAAAUGAAGGUGAAUAUCAGCAGAAGCUAAAAGAAACCCUUGAACGACUCAAUAAGGAAGCGGAUGAAGCGCUGCUGUGCAACCUGGAGCUGCAGAUCGAGUCCCAGUUCCUGCAGGAUGACAUCAACGCCACGAAGGACAGAUACAGGAAGAACCUUAUGGAAAUCCAGACCUACGUCAGUAUUUUACAGCAGAUCAUCCAGACAACCCCUCGCGUGUCCCCCAUAACCACUGGUGUAUCUGAGGAAAAACUGAUAGCAGAGAGGAGGAUCCCUGUUCUACAGAGCCAGCUGGAGGAAUACAAGAGCAUCCUCUGCCAGCUACAGGCACAAAAAUACAAGCUGCAGACAGAGACAACCAUGCUGGAGCAAGCGAUUAAAAACACACAGGAGAGUUACGACGACGAAAUUCAGCUUUACAAUGAGCAGAUUGAAAACCUCAGGAAGGGGAUAGAAGAAGCUGAGAGGACCUUGGAGAAGUACACGACCGACUGCCGCCAGCUGGUGAUCUACCAGCAGUCCCUAGAGAACGAGCUGGAACGCUACAAACGCAUCAUCGAGAACGAGGACAGCCGGUUAAACUCUGCUAUAGCAGGAACGCCAGUCACACUCUUCACGCAGAUCUAUAGACCUGUCCAGCCUCAAGCUUCGAGGGGAAGAGAUAUCACCCAGGCUAUGCAAGAGAUUGCCAGUGUAAAGCCCAGACAAAAAGCGCUGACAAAGAAAAUUUUCAGGAAAAAGGAGAUCAUGUCUAAAGACAUAACCGAUGGGCUCUCACCUGAAAAAAUGUAUGGAAGAACUUUGGAAGUUUUUGACCAAGAUCAGAUGGAGUUCAGGCACGAAGGCUCGGUCACAUGUGAACCUGGGCAGGAGGGAUUAAAACUUGUUGAAAAAGAAACAGUCCCAGAGGAUGUACCUGAUGGAGCCCAGAUAAGUAAAGCCUUUGAUAAAUUGUGUAACAUUGUGAGGGAGAAAAUAAGAGUUUACAAGCGACCAGAAGCUAAAACUGAUUCCCAUCCUAAAGGGCGUUACGUGCUGGUAACAGGGGAGGGAGGCUAUGAAGAACCUUGCUUCUUGUCCUCCUCCAUCCCGGCUGGGGGAGGGAUCACAGUUUCUACCAGCAAUGGGAAGGUGACAAUCAGCGGUGAUGUGGAGCCCAUACCAGAGCUGCCCGAACCUACUGAGCCAUCAGAAAAAAGGGAUGUCUGUGAAAGGAGGGAAGAGUUUGAACCCCAAGAUAAACUGAAAGAGGAAGAGAAAGAAGACAUGUUUGAAUGGGACAAAAGAAGAGGAAAAAUCGAGCAAGUCACAAAGUAUCCAGACGUCUCUGAGCCUGAAACAACUCCUUCCCCUGGUCCCAUAAGCCCGACAGAGCCAGGAGUCCUUCGAGAGACGGAGUAUGACCGCGAAGAUAAGCAGGACCUUCUCUUCAGGGAAGCAGGCUUGCCUGGCUCCAUGAGCUAUGAGAAGGUGGAGGUGGUGGAGUCCAUCGAGAAGUUUUCCGAUGACAGAAUUCAGACGUAUGAAGAAACAGCAAUGAUCGUGGAGACAAUGAUAGAGAAGACAAGCAAGAAGAAACCGGGUGACAAAGGCUCUUAA
Cygnus atratus (black swan) is the source of this 2191-nucleotide messenger RNA. RefSeq names its product beaded filament structural protein 1 (gene BFSP1). The record is from RefSeq and is a predicted model, not a curated record. Gene Ontology annotation, biological process: lens fiber cell development. Gene Ontology annotation, cellular component: intermediate filament; cytoplasm. The transcript has 9 exons. The coding region runs from base 221 to 2191 and encodes 656 amino acids. Lineage: Eukaryota; Metazoa; Chordata; Aves; Anseriformes; Anatidae. Gene Ontology annotation, molecular function: structural constituent of eye lens.